This is a messenger RNA of Lucilia sericata (common green bottle fly), 2354 nucleotides long. RefSeq names its product toll-like receptor 10. The transcript has a single exon. The record is from RefSeq and is a predicted model, not a curated record. Lineage: Eukaryota; Metazoa; Arthropoda; Insecta; Diptera; Calliphoridae. Gene Ontology annotation, molecular function: protein binding. The coding region runs from base 138 to 1979 and encodes 613 amino acids.
AUACAAAAUUUCAGUAUUCAAAACGAUCGCCGAGAGUUUAGAUGAAAAUCGAAAUGCGAAUUAUUUAAUUAAAUUGUUAAGCAAAAAAAUAAAACGGAAAAUUAAAAAAAAAAAAAACUUAACAAUAACAACAAAAUAUGCCUUAUAACUACCUAAUACUUAAAAUUUUACUGGUGAUAUAUACGUUUUAUAUAAAACAAAUACAAUGCAAUGAAUUGUGCUGGAACAAUGAUGAAGAGUGUACUAUUAAAACGGAAUUAUUUAAAAAUUUAGAACUUUCACAUGGCAUAACUAUGCAAAUCGAUUGUCAUUUCAAUUUGAAAGAAAACAAUGCACAAGAUCACCUCCAACAAACAGAAGAAGAAAAUGAUUUUCAAACAUCAACAAAAAAUCGUUUCAUGGGCAUACAAACUGUAAUGCUGGACGGUUGCCAAACGCCUUUAAAUGCUCUAACUUAUGGUUUGGAAUUUUUGCCAAUAUGUAAAUAUAUUACAAAAGUUUCCAUUAGGCAUUUUCACAUGGACAUACUAAGGCCUCUGCAUUGUCAGGCAGAAAAUUCACAACAACUACAAUUAGAAUAUUUGAAUAUACAAUUUAAUGAAAUAGCUGCCAUUGAAGCUGAUUCCUUUGUUGCUAACACUCCACAAUUAAGGGAUGUGCUCAUCGAGAAAAAUUCACUCAAACUUAUACACAAAGAUGCCUUCAAAGCUAUUAGAUCAUUAGAGAAUUUAUAUAUUGUCAAUGAACCGGUGCUGAUGUUGAAAUUUCCUGAUUUAUUUGAAUACACUAGUGUCGCCAGUGUACAUUUGGAGGCGCUAAAACAAAUGACGUCAGGCAUUUUUAAACAUUUACCUGAAACUUUGCAAAAUCUCUAUGUUGCCAAUACACCAUUCGAUAACGUUGCGCUGCUGCUGAGAAAUUCUCUCGUUUUAAGAAAUCUCACCAUAAAACAUUGUGCUCUAGAAAAAUUUACGCUACACGAUGUUCAUUCAACCGUUAAACGCAUUGAUUUAAGUGGCAAUGUCAUGAAAACAUUUACAGCGUAUGAGAACAAAUUAAACGAAUUGAAUUUAAGUAAUAAUCAAUUGCAAUGGCUACCAUUUGAAUGGUUGGCGAAUCUUAGCAACUUGGAGUGUCUUAUACUUACAGGAAAUCAUAUAAAAUUUUUGCAUUUAGAUAAUUUAUUGAAAUCCCUACCAAAUGUUUCCUUAUUCGAUCUUAGCCAAAAUCAGCUACAAUCUUUACAGGGUUAUGAUAAUGUUAUACCUGAUGUUGUACUAUCACAAGUACGCAUAAAAUGUGAUCAAAAUCCCUGGGAUUGUUUGUGGUUACAUGAAUUUGCCCAUUAUCAACCAGAGAAAUUUCGCAUAUUACAAUAUGAAAAGUUUAUAUCGAAAAUAAAUGUUAAUGGACUACAAUGCAUACCAUCAGAAAAAAUACCAACCACUCCUGCUAUCACCACAAAUAAUGCUACUCAAAGGGAAAACACGGCCAUAACUCCCGAUCACUUUUUGAAUGUUUCCACGUAUACUUUAGUUUAUGGCAGUCCUUGGGAAUUCAAAAGAAAUCAAAGAGCCGAAGCUUUAAUUAUCGUUUUCAUGUUGCCCUUAGGUAUAGCAUUUCUUUUCCUGCUUCUCUAUAUGUGGAUUUAUUGUCAGAAAAUGUUUCAUUUAUCCUACUAUAAAGGCUUCUCUUGCAUGCAAACACCAGCAAAUCAUCCAAGUCAACGUUUUGAUGUCGUUAGACAAUUGCCCUUACCUACUCUACAAACUGAAACUCGCAGACCUUUAACACAAAUAGUCGAUGGAACGGAAAUGGCUUAUGAAGUGCCUAUUAAUGGUAUUGUUUCCGAAUGCAAUUGUAUAGCACUACAUAGUGAUGAUACACCGACUGCUAAAUGUGAAAAAUCUGUUCAUAUUACCUAUGAACAGUUACCAACCGAAGAACCUCCCAGUCAGAUUUAUGAAGAGAUAAUAUAAGUUGUUGCUGUUGCCGGCCAUAAUAAAACCAAUUAUGAUCAUAUUUCUUUUAAAUAGUUUGCUAUAAAUUUUGUAUUAUUGUUAUGUAUAUUAUAACCAGCUGGAGGGGUUACUCUGUAACUCGAUUUGCAAGCAAAAAUAUUCAAAUUUUUCUCAUUUUGAAUCAAACCACGGAAUAAUCCUCUAGCAGAACUGUAAAUUUGUUCAAAGUAUUUGAUGUUAAUGUUAUUAACUACAUACCUAUGUACUUAUGUACAGUGAAUCAACUAAGUUUUUUGCCUACCUUUUUUUAAGAGAAUUUUGUUUUUUGUUCAUAAAUAAAAUUCAAAAAAACAGGUAAAAAGUAAAUUCAUUCCAAUUGAAAAUAAAGAUUGU